AUGGUUAGCUCAAAAGUCCAUGCUCCACAUGCGAAGAAGGAGUCGUACUGGGUAGAGAAGACCAUGAAGCCAGUGGAUAAAGAUCAGGUCCGGCCACACAAAUCAGAUGUCGGGAGUAGGGCGAAGCCUCGUCUAGGGUUUCCGAGUUGUAGUGUGCCCAACAGACCAGAUGGUAUAGUUCUAAAUUUCGGUAACACGCGACUAGAUACGUGCUUAUACAAGCCUAGCAAGAGUUUAGAUCGAGCCUUCCAAUCCAACUGGGUAGAUUGUGUCCCAAGAAAAAAGUCUGUCAAACAUAUUCAGAUGGUACCACCAGAGAUCAAACGUCGCGUCAAGACGCCCAGGCCGUACUGUCCCCCCGAUACUCCCGACCAGCAAUCCACAGAUACCGAGUGCCCCGAGCCCGAGGGCCUGAAGAGCUCAGUUGAAGACAGAGCAAAGCAGAAAGCCAGCAAGAGGCCGCGAACCCGCUAUCCGAGUUUCUCAGAGUAUAAUGUGGCAUGGAAGUCAGCAUCCUCAGAUAGUCUUCAUCCGCGAUCCGUUUGCGAUAUGUGGCGCUACUACCAAAAUUUAUACCGGUGA
Drosophila navojoa is the source of this 582-nucleotide messenger RNA. RefSeq lists its product as uncharacterized. The record is from RefSeq and is a predicted model, not a curated record. Lineage: Eukaryota; Metazoa; Arthropoda; Insecta; Diptera; Drosophilidae.